AAGCAUGGACUCGCCCCGGCUUCAUCACCAAUCGAGGAUUGCUUUCGGGUUCCUUUUGCCUUGUCUUCCCUUGCUGCGGAAGAAGAAUCCGCAGCCAUGGCGUUGCACGCUGCAGCUGGCCUGCACUUAUCGCCCCCCAACCUCCGUAAUCGCUACCAGGGUUUCGUCAGUGCUGAUUAUGUAAGCCAAGCGCGCCUCAGUGGUGGCGUCACUGGAGCGGCUUGCUACAGCCGUGCCCCGUUAAAGAAAUCUGCGGCCAAUUCAUAUCAGGGAGCUGGUCCGAAGACGUCCGUCUUUCUGCCAAGGGUGAGGUAUGCAGGCUCGCAAUUGUCGAUCUCAAAUGCGGGGUUCAGGAGGAAUGUUGAGCAGGGAGUGAAGCAAUUGGGGAGAAAUGUGGUGGUUAAGCCCGCGAGGGCGUCCAGCGCGAGCGCGGCCGUGGCUACAGAUGAGGGGGUGCCAGAGAAGAAGGCGUGGGAGGGGGUGAAACCCUUGCCGUUCGUUUUGUCUGUGGGAGUGGGUCUUGCAUUGCGGUUUCUGGUGAAGAAGCCCGAGGCCGUAUCAAUGCAAGCGUGGCAGCUGCUCGCGAUUUUCGCUUCGACAAUCACGGGGUUGGUGUUGUCGCCUCUUCCUGUGGGAGCGUGGGCGUUUCUGGGAUUGACUGUGGCAGUUGUCACAAAGACCCUGACAUUUGCUGCUGCAUUCGGAGCUUUCACAAACGAUGUGAUCUGGCUGAUUGUGAUCUCUUUCUUCUUCGCGCGAGGGUUCGUGAAGACAGGGCUUGGUGACCGCGUUGCCACCUACUUUGUGAAGUGGCUGGGGAAGAGCACUCUGGGUCUUUCGUAUGGUCUAGCAUUGAGUGAGACUCUGUUGGCGCCUGCUAUGCCCAGCACCACGGCCCGAGCUGGAGGCGUGUUUUUGCCAAUUAUCGGUUCCUUGUCGCUGUCCUCAGGCAGCAAGCCCAAGGACAAGUCCGCCAGCAAGUUGGGGUCGUACCUUGUGAUGACCCAAUUUCAGGCUGCUGGAAACUCGAGUGCUCUGUUUCUGACCGCUGCUGCUCAGAACCUGCUCUGCUUGAAACUGGCGCAAGAGCUUGGAGUGAUCAUUGCAAAUCCAUGGGUAUCAUGGUUCAAAGCGGCGUUUGUGCCAGCGUUUACUGCUCUUCUCACUACCCCACUCAUCCUCUACAAGCUCUUUCCCCCAGAAGUCAAAGACACCCCAGAGGCUCCUGCAGCGGCCGCCAAGAAACUAGAGGCGUUGGGCCCUGUUACUCAGAACGAAUGGUCCAUGGUGGGAACAAUGCUCUUGGCUGUCACUCUUUGGGUCUUUGGGGAAACCCUCGGUAUUGCGAGUGUGGUUGCCGCAAUGCUGGGACUCUGCAUCCUUCUUUGCGUGGGAGUUUUGAACUGGAACGAUUGCCUCCAGGAGAAAUCUGCAUGGGACACAUUGACGUGGUUUGCGAUUCUCGUCGGCAUGGCCGGAAACUUGUCCAACCUUGGUCUUGUCAAGUGGAUGUCUGACGGUGUUGCAAAGACUUUGGCCUCUUAUUCUUUGAGUUGGCCUGCAGCUUUUGGCGUCCUCCAAGCUACAUACUUCAUCUCUCACUAUCUGUUUGCUAGCCAAACUGGACAUGUGGGCGCCCUCUACUCAGCUUUCCUUGCGAUGCAUAUCGCCUCUGGAGUUCCCACCGGUUUGGCAGCUCUAGCACUUGCUUUCAAUACAAAUCUUUUUGGAGGGCUCACGCAUUACAGCAGUGGCCAGGCUGCUGUAUACUUCGGCUCUGGUUAUUUGGAGCUGAAGGAUGUUUUCAAGUAUGGAGCAGUUAUGGCCGUAUGGAAUAUCUUGGUGUGGACUGUGGUCGGAGGUUUCUGGUGGAAGGUAAUCGGCUUGUACUGAUAAUUACACGCAAUACCAUUCCUUUAAAACAAUUGACCUGUUAAUGACCAUCAAAUCUUGUGGCAGUGAGAACCAGUUUUGACUAAUAGCCUGCCCUAGUGACAGAUCUUAGUGUCAUCUAGCACCAAGGAGAAUGAGUUAGUUGAGAAAUGGGUUAGUUUUCUUAGGAUUUUGUUCUUUUCGUUGGUGUAAGCUUUGAUUGAGGAACGGUCUAUUUCAGACGGGAUUAUAGGUGUGGCAAUUAUAAGAGUGGACUCAAUUCUACGUCAACUAAUUGAGGUGAUUCACAGCACUAGAAAUUCAAUAUUAUAAGAAUUUUGUGCACAUUUUGACCAGACUA
Messenger RNA from Physcomitrium patens, 2233 nucleotides. RefSeq names its product dicarboxylate transporter 2.1, chloroplastic-like. The record is from RefSeq and is a predicted model, not a curated record. Gene Ontology annotation, cellular component: membrane. Gene Ontology annotation, biological process: transmembrane transport. Gene Ontology annotation, molecular function: transmembrane transporter activity. Lineage: Eukaryota; Viridiplantae; Streptophyta; Bryopsida; Funariales; Funariaceae.